Molecule: messenger RNA, 1734 nt
Organism: Giardia duodenalis
Lineage: Eukaryota; Fornicata; Diplomonadida; Hexamitidae
Exons: 1
Coding region: 1-1734 (577 amino acids)
Source: RefSeq, a predicted model, not a curated record
AUGCCUGCUACCCAACAAAUAGCAGGCCUUGCCCUUGGAGAGCGUGUCUCUGGAAACAGUGCACUCAUGGGGUCUCUCGAAUCACUAUAUAAAGCCAAAUGCGCUGCACGGUCCAUUCUUCAAAGUAAUGCCAGGACUACCAAGUGCGCUAAAUCCCGUAAGGGACAGUUCCCAGCUAACGAUGACGAAAAAGGAGCCACAUCGCAGGAGGUUGCAUCAGUGUUGGACACUCUAUCCAACUCGAUUUCACAGAUAAAGAAGACUACCGAUCUCGGAAGGUCCAGUGACGUUCCUAGGGUGCAGACGCUGAAUCAGAUCACUGCUUCAGACCUGCUUAUGAUUCCUGCCCAGGUCCAGGCACCGACGGCGGCGGAAGAGACAAACACUAAUGAUAGGGAUUUUGACAGUAGUGUUUUCUUCUUUGACUAUAGCCAUUGCAAUGGGAAGUCUCUGCAGAUGCAGGUGGCUGAGCUUAGACAGCAUCCUGAGUUGCUUCGGAGCUUCCAAGAAGAGGUAAUCGCUAACAAGCGUAAGCAGGUCCUAGAUGAGAGGAACCGCCAAAACAAGUUACGCAUGCAGCACAGGGAGAAAAUGAUGCGCUCAUUGAGUUGCUCGUAUGCAGCAAAGCCUAUCAUUGAGAACUUUCCGGCUUACAAUAAGGCUCUAAUAUCUCAAGGCUUCUACUCGCCAGAAUCGCAGCACAUGCGAACGCUAAAGCACGCAGAAGCUCUAGACGCGCAUAUUGAUAAUAUCUAUUAUAAAAGGGACUGUCUAGACGCCGAUUUGUUGGCAAGGAAGCUGCUAACAAUUAGGAAGCCUUCAGAAAAGCCAAUACUUCCGCAGACCUUUAUCAGACAACGCACAGAGCUGGGACAAUUUGUGUGUUUUACUGCCCGGCUGGCACUGCUGUUCCAAGUCGCCACAAGAUUCUGUGAGAUCCGAAUGAACAAUGACUACAUGACAAGCGCAGCGAUAAUCAUACAAUACACAUACAGAGUACACAGGGCGUCGCUUACGUAUAAGCAAACAAAAGCGUCAACGAUACGCAUUCAGCGGGCAUCACUUGCGUUUCUUAAUAGACUACGACGACAGAGGCGCCAGAAGGCUCUAGUCAACGUUAAGCAGUUUCUUCUAGGGAUUUACAUGAAGAAUGUUUGGCCCGCUGCUGCCAUUAUGCACAUGAAUGCUGGCAAUACAAUCCUUCGCGAGCUGCGGCUUUACAAGGCACGGAAGUUGGCUCGCUUGGAGUUGCUUGUUCUCCUUCUGGCAAAGAUAGACCGCCUAGAUACGUUUUCCAGACUUCGCAACACGGGGUACCAGGCUCACCUGCGCGAGCUAGCGCUAGACGCCAACAAGAAGAAAAAGCCAGGCGAGGGCGCUAGAAAGCCACCUGCGCAAUAUUCCAUAGAGCACUUUAAUCCAUCCCCAGACGAAGUAGAGGAGGAUCUCCUUGCACCAGAGACUCUCCUUAUUAUCGCGCGUGUCUACUUGACGGCUGCUUUUCAGUUCCACCAGUCUGAACUGGAGGCUGUUGGGUGCAGAAAUGCUGAUGCUAAUGCUAAUAAGGACAAUACUAUUUCUGCUUUAUUGCUGCUUCCAAGCUACGUGUGUAGCUCUGCUCUGCUCAAAACUGCCCGUGAAAACCUUCCGGAGUUCCGUGUUAUGCUUACAGACUACCUAAGUACAGAAUUAGAUCUUCUUGAGUUUGGACCUCGGUUUCCAGAUGAGCACUAG